Lasiosphaeria miniovina is the source of this 1113-nucleotide messenger RNA. RefSeq lists its product as uncharacterized. The transcript is spliced from 3 exons. The record is from RefSeq and is a predicted model, not a curated record. The coding region runs from base 1 to 1113 and encodes 370 amino acids. NCBI's taxonomy places the organism in Eukaryota, Fungi, Ascomycota, Sordariomycetes, Sordariales, Lasiosphaeriaceae.
AUGAGAAAGGCAGCCAAGUCUGUGUCCUUCAUCCUCCCUCAUUGGACUUGGUCGGCUAACUCUGAACCCGUGCCAAGAUCGUUCAAGGACAUCGGCCUUGAUGAAAUCUCCAUCACGCAGUACAGCCCGGGAUUCGCCUCGAUAACGGGGCCGGGGCAGUUCUGGUACUCUAUGAUACUUUCGACUCGGGAGUCGUCCCGCAACCCCUUUUUCCAUGACGUCUGCGCCUAUCUGCCCGAGCACGACGAGCUGUACAUCUCCUCCAACACGCUGCCGCCCACCAGUACCUCUCAGCUGCCCAUCAUCCUCAUAUCGCGAAUUCAAAUCGCCCGCAACGCAGCUGGCGCCGUCCGGGCCGUCGACUGGCAGAAGCUGCGACCGCCGCCCAAUAUGCCCAUGCCCGCUGGCGGCGCUCCCUACCUCCGCGGCGUCCUGUACUGCUCGCAGGGCAACACGGCUCCGGACACGGGCGGGCUCUAUUACAUGCCACGGGGCAAGCCGCCCGAGCCGGUCGUGACCAACUUCUUCGGCCGCGACUUCAACUCGGUCAACAGCGUCGCCGUCGCCAGCGACGGGUCCCUAUGGUUCACGGACCCCUGCCACGGCUUCGAGCGGGAGCUCCGCGGCCCGCCUCAGCUGCCCUGCCACGUCUACCGCUUCGACCCGGGCUCGCGCGACCUGCGCGUCGUCGCCGACGGCCUGGGUCGCCCCCAUGGCAUCGCCCUCAGCCCCGACGAGAGCACCGUCUACGUCACCGACACCGACGCCGUGCGCGCCAACGCCUCGCGCGACCUGACGCGUGCGGCCACGAUAUACGCCUUUGACGUUGUCAAGCGGUCGGGCGCCCCGUUCCUCGCCAACAAGCGGGUUUUCGCCUACGCACUCACCAGCAUCCCCAUGGGCGUCGCGUGCGACGGCGCCGGAAACGUCUGGGCGGGCUGCGCCGACGGCGUCGAGAUCUGGAGUGCCGGCGGCGAGAUCUUGGGCGUCAUUGAGGUUCCCGGCGGCGUGACGAGCAUCGCGUUUGGAACAGACGGCGAGGUCUUCCUCUGUGCCGAGCAGAGGCUGUGGAUGUUGAGACUGAAGAGUAGAGACCUCAUGUCUGAUUCUUGA